Molecule: messenger RNA, 1474 nt
Organism: Daphnia magna
Lineage: Eukaryota; Metazoa; Arthropoda; Branchiopoda; Diplostraca; Daphniidae
Product: sulfotransferase 1E1
Exons: 9
Coding region: 222-1244 (340 amino acids)
Biological process (GO): sulfation
Cellular component (GO): cytoplasm
Molecular function (GO): sulfotransferase activity
Source: RefSeq, a predicted model, not a curated record
GUAGAAAUCGGCCUAAGUUAGAAUUACAAAACAUUUAGUUGAAUAGCCUAUCCCACGCAAAACACGAAAGGCAACAACGUGUUUCGUGCAGACUACGUCAUCAAUAUAUUUUUUUAAUGGACCCAACAAGACCGACCACUACUUUCAUACCGUGAGACUGUACAGUAUAACAGCGUAACAGCAUCAGUUUCUUUUCUAGUUUUGCUCUUCAUCGAAACAUCAUGUCUUCUGGCGGCGGUGAUGGAAAACCGGGCGUAACGUUCAGCGUCAUCCCGGAGACGCUCGAAAGUCCUUACAAGGAUCUUUUCCCUGCUUUCGAAAAUAAAGGACUCGUGCGAGCCGAACCGGGAGGAUUCGUUUGUCACCAAAAUUUCGCUGAAAAUUGCCACAAAAUUUACAAUAUGAAGGUGAGGACUGAUGACGUAUGGAUCCGCACGUUCCCCAGAUCAGGGACAACUUGGACUUCGGAACUGGCGUGGCUCAUUAUGAACGACUGCGAUUUCGAAGGAGCUGCUAAAGUGGGACUGCCCAUUCGGUCGCCCAACUUGGAUGCCAAUUACAUCAACCACUGGGACAAAUUCGCUGCAGAGGGUUCGUUUAAUACGAUGGACAUUAUUACCAUAGAUCAAAUAGAAAAAAUGCCAUCGCCUAGGGUCCUCAAGUGCCAUUUGCCUUUCUACCUGUUACCUCCCAACUUGCUGGACACUGCCAAGGUUAUUUACGUAGCUCGCAACCCCAAGGAUGCUAUCGUAUCCCUCUUUUAUUUCCAUAAAUUGGUCAACCUGUGCACUUACACCGGAGAUUUGGAGCAAUUUGUCGAUUUCUUUCUCGAAAACAAAGUACUGUGGACACCCUAUUUCGGCACCGUCCUCGAUGCUUGGGGCAAGCGCAGUCAUCCUAAUUUGCUUAUCCUCUUCUACGAAGACAUGAAGAAGGAUAUUCGGGCCCAAAUCAAAAGAAUUUCCACCUUCCUCAACAAGCCGGUAACAGAGGAGCAGAUUGAGAAACUUGUCGAUCACGUCCGUGUGGAUAAAUUCGCUAAAAAUGAAUCGGUCAAUUAUGCUAAAGAGAUUAAAGCUGGAGUUGGCAAGGAGGAUCCUACAAAUACGUUUGUUCGCAAAGGUCAAACGGGUGACUGGAAAAACCACUUUAGCCCGGAAGUUAACCGUAAAAUCGAUGCUUGGAUCGAAAAGAAUUUGGAAGGUACUGGUUUGAAAUUCGUUACCGAACUCAAAGAUCAAUAACUGCCCCAUUAUUUUAUUCAUUGAAAUAAUGUUCGAUUGGCUGUGUGUAUUACAAUCAACUUUAUCAUCGGGUUUGGGUUGGCUUUGGAAAAAAUGUUGUUUGAAUUUUUGUUUUUGGUCCUGUAACCUGAGUCAUAGAUUAGAUGGACAUAGUCUAAUUUAUGACUCUGCUGCAACUAUAAAAUAAAAAUUUAAAGAAGAAAAUAGAAGAAAUAGUUUGCAACUUGCAA